This is a messenger RNA of Caenorhabditis bovis, 747 nucleotides long. Lineage: Eukaryota; Metazoa; Nematoda; Chromadorea; Rhabditida; Rhabditidae. The record is from the annotation of a GenBank genome assembly.
AUGCAUGCCAAAGAACCUAACGAUUAUAUGACUAGGGCUCAGAGAGCCAAUAUGGAGAAGGGAACCAUUGUGAGUGAAGUUCCAACAUGGGCAGAAGGAAUGUAUGAAACACCAUCGAAGAGUGUUGUCGACAGCCAGUCUGCUAAACCUAGGUUAAAAGAUAAAUACUCGCGUUCAUUCCGAACCAUAUCGGAAGCACGAUUAGACAAACGUCUGCGUACUGAGAAAAAAGCCAUCGAGAAAGCGACGUUUGAGACGCCAACCGCAUCAAGUUCGGCAUCUGAUACAGCCGCCAACGACGAGAAAAGACACACAAAUAAAUCGAAAGAGAAACGCAAAAAAGUAUCAAAGAUUGCACCACUUCAAAUGCCGCCAGUCACCGACACUUCUGAUGUUGCUUCGAGUUCCAGUGGGGAAGAGAAACCCUCACCAAAGGCUCUUAUUCGCGAACUUGACGUGGAGUCUAUCGUAAAAGAUUCCGGCUCAGGACCUACGAGCUCAUCCGAUGAUUUGCCUGAAGAGACGGUUUUGAAAAAAACAUUCCAGCGGCCAAAAUCUGCUAAAGGACCACGGGCUUCGCUAUUCAAAACAGGUAGCGACGAUCACAAUAUGGAGCGUGUACCAACGAUUUGGAAUCCAUAUUUGGCUGGAGACAGAGUGGCCAGUUUCUGGAGAAACAAUCAACAUGACAAUUAUCCAGCUCCAGCAAGCCCAACGUUCGACGGAAUUGUGAACAACAGUUUAUAA